This is a messenger RNA of Ilex paraguariensis (yerba mate), 931 nucleotides long. Lineage: Eukaryota; Viridiplantae; Streptophyta; Magnoliopsida; Aquifoliales; Aquifoliaceae. The record is from the annotation of a GenBank genome assembly.
GGUGCCGCCAUUGAUUACAGUCACCAAAACAGGUCGAAACCAUUUGUCCUUUCUAGGGUUCCAGUUCCGGGGAAGAGAGAGAGAAGCAAAGAAUGAGUAGGUUAAUCUCCUUUCUGAAGAGGAAUCCAGCAUCACCAGUAUCGAGUUCGGCGAAGUCGGUGGAGGAAGGGACUACCAGAUCAUGGGGUGUUCGUAAGGUGGUGUCGGGCGCCUUGAUUUGUCUAAUGGGUGGUGUCGCUUUGAGUGCUCUCGAUGACCUUGCCAUCUAUCAUGGCUGUAGCAGCAAAGCCAUUGAGAAAGCCAGUAAGAACAAGGCAAUGAUAGAUGCUAUUGGGGAGCCUAUUGUUAGAGGUCCUUGGUACAAUGCAUCACUUGCAGUAGCUCACAAGAGGCAUUCUGUAUCUUGUACAUUUCCUGUUUCUGGACCGCAAGGCACUGGAAUCUUUCAGUUGAGGGCAGUUCGUAAUGGAGGUGACACUUGGUUUUCAUUUUUGCGGCCCCGUGACUGGGAUAUCCUUAUAAUGGAAGCUCUCCUCCAUGUUCCUGGAAAUGAAGAGAAGCAGCAAACAUUUAGAAUUAGUCUCGCAGACGACCUCCCUGAUCCAGCCUGCAAGACAUGCAUCGAUCACCAGUCACCGAAAGCAGAGGAAUCAGAGAAGAAAAAUGAAUCUCAAGCUAGUUAGUACCUGAGAAUUUUAGUUUAUUUUGGUCGUUUCAUACAAGUGUUCAAUCCUCAAAACCAUUACAUAGUAAGUCGGAUGAGCUCCAAAUUUGCUUUUCUCACUGUGAAUAAAUUUUGCUGGAGGUUUUCGAAUGCUUACAGGUCGUGUUUGGAUGAUCAUGAGGGGAGAUUGGAUUGGUAUUAAGAAAUCCCUUCAAAUCCAACCAAGAGAUUUUUACUUGGGAUUUAAUUGUAAAUUCAAUUCAAUUC